Drosophila mojavensis is the source of this 387-nucleotide messenger RNA. RefSeq lists its product as uncharacterized. Lineage: Eukaryota; Metazoa; Arthropoda; Insecta; Diptera; Drosophilidae. The record is from RefSeq and is a predicted model, not a curated record. The transcript is spliced from 2 exons. The coding region runs from base 58 to 246 and encodes 62 amino acids.
CACUUUAGUCUUUGGCUGUCUCUCGAGAUUUGUGCAUUUAAAGAUUGAAAAAAAAAUAUGAAGUACUUGUGUCUAUUUAUAUGGUUAAUCUGGUUAGUUCAGGCGAAUGCAUCUGUGGGCGAUUUGCCCACAUUUACGGACGUCUGUGCCCUGCAGGGCGAUUGGUGCACUACCAGAUGCCAAAUAGCUGGCGGACGUGAUGGCAUUUGCAACAAGAUGCAGCUAUGCAUCUGUAGGCCGCUCUAGUGCGCAUUUGAUUAGACACAAAUAUCACACAAAAACAGAAAAUUCCAAAUAGUUUUUAUAUAUUUACAAUUGCGUACGGUUCUAAUGGCAAGCGGCUUGCUAGAGCUGAGACGAAAUAAAAUUCACACAAUCAGAUCGAAA